AUGAAAAAUUUAAGCGCUAAAGUCGUAUGGCAACAAACGUUGAAUGGAAAAAUGGCCGACGAAACAUCUGUAAAUAAUGAAAACCAUGGAACUAAAUCUGCGCCAGCAAUGAUUUGCGACAGUCCUGUGACAGAUCCUGGUUCCACUAUUAAAAUAUUCGAUGGUUCUAAUAAUUUUGGUGCGGAAAGAGCUAAAAUUGAAAUGCAAUCAUCGACGGCUUUAAAAAAAUCUAACCGGUAUCGAAGUCGUUCGUUGUCAGCGUCUUCCCAAGAUUCAUAUAGUUCUGCUUCCUAUACUGAAAGUAGUUCUGAAGAAGAUGACGUUUCUCCAAGAGAAAAAAUACAAAAAAAUUCUUCAGGUUUUAAAGAUUUUUGUGUACGAAAUAUAGCUCAAAGUGCUUUUGGGAGAAGGGAAAUAGAAAUAGCUGAACAAGAAAUGCCUGGUAUCAUGGCUCUUAGAAAAAGAGCUGUCGAUGACAAGCCUUUAAAACAAGCUAAAAUAGUAGGAUGCACUCACAUAAAUGCUCAGACAGCUGUAUUAAUUGAAACUUUGACAGCAUUAGGAGCUCAAAUUCGAUGGGCUGCAUGUAAUAUUUACUCGACUCAAAACGAAGUUGCAGCUGCUCUUGCUGAAUCAGGUUUGUCAGUGUUUGCCUGGAGGGGUGAGACAGAAGAAGAUUUUUGGUGGUGCAUUGAUAGGUGUGUUAAUGCUGAAUAUUGGAGACCAAAUAUGAUAUUGGAUGAUGGAGGAGAUGCGACUCAUUUGAUGCUAAAAAAAUAUCCAGGAAUGUUUAAAAUGAUUAAAGGCAUAGUCGAAGAAAGUGUAACUGGAGUACAUAGAUUAUAUCAACUUUCCAAAGCAGGUAAACUGUCAGUUCCAGCGAUGAAUGUAAAUGAUUCUGUAACUAAAACAAAAUAUGAUAACCUGUACAGCUGUAGAGAAUCUAUAAUUGACAGUUUAAAAAGGUCGACAGAUGUUAUGUUUGGAGGUAAACAAGUUGCAGUUUGCGGAUAUGGAGAGGUGGGAAAAGGAUGUUGUCAAGCCUUGAAAGGUCUCGGAUGUGUUGUGUAUGUCACUGAAAUUGAUCCGAUAUGUGCUUUACAAGCUUGCAUGGAUGGUUUUAGAGUUGUUAAAUUAAAUGAAGUUAUUCGUAAUGUUGAUAUCGUUGUUACUGCCACAGGAAACAAAAACAUAGUAACAAGAGAGCACAUGGAUAAGAUGAAAAACGGUUGCGUUGUUUGCAACAUGGGUCACUCAAACACAGAAAUAGAUGUUAAUAGUUUAAGAACGCCGGAUUUAACUUGGGAAAAAGUAAGGUCUCAGGUAGAUCAUAUCAUAUGGCCGGACGGUAAGAGAAUCGUUUUGUUGGCCGAAGGUAGAUUAGUUAAUCUUAGCUGUUCGAGUUUACCCUCGUUUGUCGUGUCAAUAACGGCAGCAACGCAAGCAUUAGCUCUCAUAGAAUUGUUUAACGCUCCUCACGGACGAUACAAAUCCGACGUUUAUUUAUUACCGAAAAAAAUGGAUGAAUACGUUGCCAGUUUACACCUUCCGACGUUCGAUGCUCAUUUAACGGAAUUAACAGACGAUCAAGCUAAAUACAUGGGCUUGUCGAAAGCGGGUCCGUUCAAACCAAACUACUAUAGAUAUUAG
Molecule: messenger RNA, 1650 nt
Organism: Pediculus humanus corporis (human body louse)
Lineage: Eukaryota; Metazoa; Arthropoda; Insecta; Psocodea; Pediculidae
Product: adenosylhomocysteinase, putative
Exons: 2
Coding region: 1-1650 (549 amino acids)
Biological process (GO): L-methionine cycle
Cellular component (GO): cytosol
Source: RefSeq, a predicted model, not a curated record